This is a messenger RNA of Manis javanica (Malayan pangolin), 1826 nucleotides long. NCBI's taxonomy places the organism in Eukaryota, Metazoa, Chordata, Mammalia, Pholidota, Manidae. The record is from RefSeq and is a predicted model, not a curated record.
AAAAAUUUCACAGAUGAAGGAGACCACAUAUUUAAGAUGGGCAUGAAGAUUCUCCAGCAGUCUAAAAACCAAAAACAAAAAGCAGAAACCUACAUACUCUUUGCCAAAGCAGCUGACUUGGGAAAUUUGAAAGCUAUGGAGAAUGCUUUUCUAUUUGGGAAUUUUGGCAUGCAGAACAUAACAGCAGCUAUCCAAUUAUAUGAGUCCUUGGCUAAAGAAGGAUCAUAUAAAGCCCAAAACGCAUUAGGAUUUUUGUCUUCUUAUGGAAUAGGAAUGGAAUAUGAUCAAGCCAAGGCACUGAUAUAUUACACCUUUGGAAGUGCUAGAGGAAGCAUGAUGGCCCAGAUGAUUUUGGGAUACAGAUAUUUGUCAGGAAUCAAUGUUCUACAGAAUUGUGAAGUUGCCUUAAAUCAUUACAAGAAAGUGGCAGAUAAUAUUGCUGACAAAUUGGAAAAAAGUGAAGUUUUUCCAGUGGAAAAAGUGAGACUAACUGGAAGACCUGAAAAUAUGAAUUCUAACAGUGAGAUUUUGGAUUGGGACAUAUACCAAUACUAUAAAUUUUUGGCAGAAAAAGGAGAUGUUCAGAUACAAGUAUCUCUUGGACAAUUAUAUCUAACUGGGAGGAAAGGUCUAGAUCAGGAUUACUAUAAAGCAUUAUACUACUUUUUAAAGGCAGCAAAGGCCGGGAGUGCAAAUGCCAUGGCAUUUAUAGGAAAGAUGUAUUUAGAAGGGAAUGCUGCAACACCACAAAAUAAUGCUACUGCCUUCAAAUAUUUUUCCAUGGCAACCAGUAAGGGUAAUGCAAUUGGUCUCCAUGGGCUCGGUCUUCUUCACUUUUAUGGGAAAGGAGUUCCUGUGAAUUAUGCUGAAGCACUUAAAUACUUUCAGAAAGCUGCACAGAAAGGAUGGCCCAAUGCACAGUUUCAGUUAGGCUUCAUGUACUACUAUGGCUCUGGAGUAUGGAAGGAUUAUAAACUUGCCUUCAACUAUUUUUACUUGGCAUCUCAGAGUGGGCAGCCCCUUGCCAUUUAUUAUCUGGCCAAGAUGUAUGCCACAGGAACAGGAGUGUUAAGAUCAUGCAGAACUGCUGUGGAGCUUUAUAAAGGUGUCUGUGAACUAGGCCACUGGGCCGAGAAAUUCCUGACUGCAUACUUUGCGUAUAAAGAUGGUGAUAUAGAUUCUUCUCUUGUUCAGUAUGCACUACUGGCAGAAAUGGGGUAUGAAGUAGCUCAAAGCAAUUCAGCAUUCAUUUUGGAAUCUAAAAAGGCCAAAAUUCUUGUAAAAGAGAGGAUGUAUCCAAUGGCACUUCUCCUAUGGAAUCGAGCUGCCAUUCAAGGCAAUGCAUUCGCUAGAGUAAAACUUGGAGAUUACCAUUACUAUGGCUAUGGGACUAGGAAGGACUAUCAAACAGCAGCCGCUCAUUACAGCAUCGCAGCUUCCAAAUAUCAGAGUGCACAAGCCAUGUUCAACCUGGCGUACAUGUACGAGUAUGGGUUAGGGAUCACAAAGGACACCCAUUUGGCCAGGAGAUUGUACCAUAUGGCUGCUCAAACAAGUCCAGAUGCUCACGUACCUGUGUUCUUUGCCCUCAUGAAACUGGAAACUGUGCAUUUACUCCAAGAUAUCCUGUUUUUUAAUUUCACAAUGAAAUGGAAAUGGAUAAAAUUGGACAACAGCCUUGGACCACACUGGGAUUUAUUUAUGAUUGGCCUAAUUGUUGCUGUGCUGACCUUCUUGCUCAGAAAUCACUAUGGGUAGUGUCUGGAUCAUGGGAAAACCUGCUCCUGGGAAACAGCUCACUUCAGGUUGUCCUCACUAAAUAAAGA